Molecule: messenger RNA, 984 nt
Organism: Sphaeramia orbicularis (orbiculate cardinalfish)
Lineage: Eukaryota; Metazoa; Chordata; Actinopteri; Kurtiformes; Apogonidae
Gene: rbm8a
Product: RNA binding motif protein 8A
Biological process (GO): RNA processing
Cellular component (GO): nucleus; cytoplasm
Molecular function (GO): mRNA binding
Source: RefSeq, a predicted model, not a curated record
GGACUGUUCCGUGUAUUUGCGCACGCGCGUUGCGUUAUUGGAGCGGCACGCGCACACACAGAGGCAUCAUGGCGGACGUACUGGACCUUCAUGAAGCGGGAGGAGAGGACUUUCCUAUGGAUGAGGAUGGUGAUGAAAGCAUCCAUAAGUUGAAAGAGAAGGCUAAGAAGAGAAAAGGACGUGGCUUUGGUUCAGAGGAAGGAGCCAGGUCCAGAAUCAAAGAGGAUUAUGAUACUGUGGAGCAAGACGGAGAUGAACCAGGUCCUCAGAGGUCUGUGGAGGGCUGGAUCCUGUUUGUGACUGGUGUGCAUGAAGAAGCCACUGAGGAGGAUAUUCACGAUAAGUUCUCAGAGUUCGGAGAAAUCAAGAAUUUGCAUCUUAAUCUUGACCGCAGAACAGGCUACCUCAAGGUGGGAAAACUAUCAUUUGCAGGGGUAUGCAUGGUGGAGUAUGAGACGUACAACGCCCAGGCCGCCAUGGAGGGGCUGAACGGCCAGGACCUGAUGGGACAGCCAAUCAGUGUGGACUGGGGGUUUGUCCGAGGGCCCCCCAAGAACAAGAGGAGGACUGGCGGUCGGAGACGCAGCAGAAGUCCAGACAGAAGACGGCGUUGAAUGAGUGGUGCUCCACUUCGACAGGCAGUUUGUGAUCCACUCAGAAGUGUUUUAGUUUUUUUGUACAUUAUUUUGGAGCACCCUGCAGGGUCUGGGAGUUACGGUGAAGAUCUGCAGGAGGAUAAAUACAACAUCAAGAGGCAGCGUUUGCAGUUUUUGGUGAACUUGUAAUGCUGCUUUACACAUAAAACUACUUCAGCCCAUUCUGUCCUGUGAGUGACAUGUGACUUCUUCAUUCAUCCAGCUUGUAGGUAGUACAUGUAUGACUGUUGUUGUUUGACAUUUAGUUUUGCCUAUUGUUAUGCAUUUUAUUGUACUGAAGUGGUUUGUUUUCUAUUUCUUGGGAAAGAUUAAACUUUUUAAAGGUAAA